AUGUUCAACUGGUCUAGUCGUUCGAAAGGUUACGACCAACCUCCUUCCUCUGGAGGUUUCUUUCGCAGAGUCAUAUCCUUCAACCGCGGUUCCAGCAUUCCGCGACCUCAGACACCCCAGACCUGGAAUUCAGAACCUCCGUACGGCCCUGGACCUCCUCAAGGUAGCGGACCAUCGGCUUUAUACAACCAAUAUUACGCGCAACCACAGUAUAGCUCUCAAAACGCCCGACCGCAGCACAACUCAUGGCAGACGUCAUACGAUACACCACCACCUCGUAGGGACGAACCUAGGGGCCCUAUACACCCACCUAACUACAGUGGCCCGCAACCUCAUGCUCUGCCUCCUCCACCUCAAACUGUUCCUUUACGGGAGUAUGCUCCCAAACGCUUGCCCAACCCAGACUACAGGCCUAGCGCCGCAAAACCACCCUCGCCUCAAGUACCACGUUACGACCCCUACACUUAUAACCAGUCCUCGCACUCUGCUCGAAACAAUGGCUAUUCGUCGCAUUCAACAGUGCCAUCUUAUCGCUCCGACCCGCACUCCCAGUCUCGCCCGAUAAACAACGAUUAUUAUUCAUCAUCUUCUCGACACUCGUCUCGGGCUGACCCACCCCCUCGCCCGCGCCGAAACAACGCAGGGCACACUCCCUAUUUUGAUCCUCCCGAUUUCCUUCAAAAUCGUCGAGAUUCUGUUGGAUCGCAGCAUGACAGCACUUACCAUAGCUCGAACCAGCGACCUCGUACCAAUCCGUACGCCAACACGCCACGUGGAACUCCUUGGCAAUCCAGUGCAUCGCUGGCUCGAACCGAUGAGUCUGGCCGAGCGCCUUCGACUCGUUCACGACCUGACUCGGUGGCGCCGCCCGCCAACCCCGCCUCGCAAUCGCGGACAUCGGUGGGUCGUACGGGUGCCCUGGCAGUCGUCAACCCCGAUCCUCCAAGCCCUAAGUACCAGCUAGCGCCAGAGUUGAGGAUCACAAGCAGCGGCCAGUACCCCUGGAUCAAUUACGCGAUUUGGUUGAAACCGUCUACGGCCGAACUUAUGGUCGCGCAGGGAAAGGCAGUGGAUGUCAAACACCGUGAGUUGGCGUUCAGCCCGCCGGUGAACUAUAUCAGGAUCAAAAGCUACAAGCACGACGACCCUCUGUCUCUUGUGAUCGCACGUUGGGGCCCCAUCGAGGUCGGAAGACCCAAUGGUACAAAAGCGCUUACCGUGUAUAACAUCCUUUUUGAGAUCUGGGACUACUUCCAGAAGUCGAUCGAGUCGCAUGAGUGGCCGGAAUUCGAGGCGAAGGAGGCGAAGGCGCUUAUGUUCGCCAUCGAAGCGAGCUUCGACCAUCGUCAGACCGUUCCGGACACUGGAAUACCAUGGGCAGAGAAUGCGAGGGCAGGGGCGACGCGGGUCGAUACAUUGUGGAAAUAUUGGAUGUUCGGCGGUCUCAAGCUCGACAAGGACUUUGAGAAGAACCGAGUAGUGCGUAUGAAGCUAUCUAGUUUUGGUACCUAUGAUGAUCGAUAA
Molecule: messenger RNA, 1524 nt
Organism: Cyclocybe aegerita
Lineage: Eukaryota; Fungi; Basidiomycota; Agaricomycetes; Agaricales; Hemipholiotaceae
Source: the annotation of a GenBank genome assembly